AUGCGCCCAGUUUGUGCCUCCUAUAACGAACGGUGCCCGGAGGGCAUCCCCGCCGGGGCAGAGGCACCUCCAGCCUGGGUAUUGCCCGGGGGAUAUGAAACUUUUAACUCCCAGUAUCCUGAGUGCUGCGUGGAUGGAAAACUCAUUUCCCCAGAGAGGACUGAGGCAGAAAGAAACCUCGCCAGCCACUGUGAGAAGCAGAGUGCCAACCACAAACCCGCUUACGACCAGGGCGGUCCAGUUGAAAUCCUGCCUUUUCUCUACCUUGGUAGUGCCUAUCAUGCUUCCAAGUGUGAGUUUCUCGCCAAUCUGCACAUCACGGCCCUGCUCAACGUCUCCAGAAAAAGCUCGGAGUCCUUCAAAGACCAGUAUUGCUACAAGUGGAUCCCGGUGGAGGACAGUCACACUGCAGACAUCAGCUCACACUUCCAGGAAGCCAUCGACUUUAUCGAUUAUGUCAGACGAACGGGGGGCAAGAUCCUGGUGCACUGUGAAGCAGGGAUUUCACGCUCUCCCACCAUCUGCAUGGCGUAUCUUAUGAAGACGAAGAAGCUCCGCCUGGAGGAAGCCUUUGAUUACAUCAAGCAGCGCCGGAGCCUGAUCUCACCAAACUUUGGUUUCAUGGGCCAGUUGCUACAAUACGAGUCGGAGAUCUUGUCUUCCACUCCCAGCCCCCCCGUCGCCUCAUGCAAAAGAGAAGCUGCGUCUUUCUUUGCAGAAGAACUGACGUUAGGCAAAAACUUUGAAGGCUCAUGUUUCGCCUUUCCUACCUCAGUGUUGAGUUCUGUGCCCAUCCACUCUCCCGUUCACCAGCUGAAACUCAGCCCAAUGACGGCAUCUUCGUGUGAUUUGCAGUCUAUGCUGGUUACAAAGGCUUCUGCUGCUUCUCUGAUUAAGGGACUUUCCAAAAGGCAGAAAUUACAUCCUGACCAGUAA
This is a messenger RNA of Nipponia nippon (crested ibis), 936 nucleotides long. NCBI's taxonomy places the organism in Eukaryota, Metazoa, Chordata, Aves, Pelecaniformes, Threskiornithidae. The record is from RefSeq and is a predicted model, not a curated record.